AUGAACCGGAGGAAUGGCAGCAAGCUGGCAGGGGACCAUGACAGCCUCCAGAUGGACAGCAAGGCCACUGAGCAGGCACCCAACAUGGAGCAGAAGAAUGGCGAGAUCAUGGACUCUGAGGAGGUGGAGAAUGGCAAGUCUGAACCCAUAGUCCCUCUGGCUAUGGAUGGGGACGUCACUGCACCUGAUGGGGGUUGGGGCUGGGUGGUGCUGGUGGCCACCAUCCUGGUGCUAGCCUUGACUCUGGCCUUCCCCUCCUGCAUGGGCAUCUUCUACACGGACCUACAAACAGAGUUCCAGGCCAGCAACCAAGAGACCUCCUGGGUGCCUUCUAUAAUGACAUCAGUGCUUCAUGCUGGAGGUAUGGUGGUAGUAGAGUCACAUCCUAUUUUCCAUAGAUUUCCAUAGUUUAACCUUAUGAAUUUAAGUAGGAUUUUUUCAGGGCUCAUUUUGCAGUGACAGAUUAAUAUAUGCUUGCAGGGAAAUGUGCUCAAAGUAAGUUCAAUGAUAAUUGACAGUAAAUUUAGUACACUAUAAGACUAUUAAUGUAGAUGUUGACCACACGUUCUUUCAGUGCACGAGCUAGUCUAAACAUGGUACAGACUUCCUUCCCUUUAAAACACUUAAAGCAGAACUUCUAAACCACUCAGCAGACUAGCAGUUCAAAGAGACUUUAAAGAUCCCAAACAGUCAUUCUGAUUCCCAUGUAAAGUAGCCAUUUGAGUGACUAAAAUAUCACCCAUAAUAAUUUUGGGGCAUAGAAAUGCUAUUUCUUUGUUGAAAAAUUACUUUUUCUCUCAUGGCUAACUACCAGGAAGUUUGAAAAGACAGGCUGAGUGGGCAGGGAGCUUAUAUUCAUGAGCUGGCCUUGACUGACAUUUUGUUUGAAAUGCCUAUGUCAAGAAACUUCUGUCUCUUCUGAUGCGGUUCCCAGCCGCACUGACGGAUGUGUUGACAUGACAACUGCGUCAGAGUUUUGAACAACCCUUUCCCCUUUUGUUCCAUGCUAGUCAAAGACCUAGCCAGCCGGUAACUAGCUAACACCAGACACAGAUGAAAGAGGAGACAUAUAAGUAUCUUUGCCGUAGAUGAAUAAUAUAAACUUUUAAUUAUAUUUGCUGACACCCUACCGUCAAAUUUUGGCACCAGUACAGUUGCUAUCUAGCUAUAUAAACCACGCCCUUUCGUAAUCACGCAUUCUCCGAUGUUGGUUACAAGGUGGUACUUAUUUAAAUUAGGUAAGAGAAUAUCAUGUAACCAUUGCUGUAUUGGAAGAGAUGGAAAACGCACACUGUCAUUUAUUUUAAAAACAAUUUUCAAAACUGAGGCUUAAAUGCAAAAUAAAGAUUUAUAUUAAAAUCAUGGUGCCCAAAAAAAUCAUAGUGCAAGAAAGUGCAUAAAUGAAAGGUGAAAACGAAACACAAACGUUUCAGCCUCAGGCUAUCAUCGGUUUGAAUGUCGGCACACACACCUGGCUUCUAUUUCAAGGAUAAUUGCAUGUCACAUGAUCAAGCAAGAAAACAUCAGAAAAUAUAUGAAUCAGUACCUAGUAGAAUAGAAUGCAUGAUAUAGAUUAUAUACAAAAUAUACUAAAGCAGACAGAGAAAUAUUAUCAAUUAUUGCUUUUACAUAUACCAUGUGAACAUUUCCUCAGAAUAAAUAACACAGGAUUGUAAGAGUAGGGAGCUAGAGAUACCACUAGAUAGAGGUAUCGAACACCAAUAAGAGGCAAUAUACUGUAUAUGACAUUAGAAGAGCUGCAUGUGAGGAACUGUUUGAUAGUUUAAUAAACAUCUUUAUUUGCAUUUAAGCCUCAGUUUUGGAUUUAUUCCUUUUUUUCGACAGUCUCCAUCUCUUCUAGUAUACUUAUUUUGACUCCUACGCACCUGGAACAGACACUAUUCAGUAGUAAGGACCUUAAAAGAGCGCAGAUGGCCUCUUACCAUUUGGUGUAUUAAAAUUAGAGUUAGGGUGAUGUCACCCUAUCCUCUUAAUAAUCCUGCUUGCUGAAUCCAAGUGUUUGACAUGGGGGAGGGACCAAUAACCUUAUGAUCAAACUUUAUCAAUGUAGAAGCAGCAGUCAUUUUUCAUACUUUGGUCAUCAUACUUUGAUCUGGUUUCAUCAAAAUAUCAUCACAUUUCAUGGAAAACAUGAUUUUGAUUGUUCAUCAGGAAAUAUUCUAUCAGACAAUAUGGAUGAUGCUAGGCAUAUAUUUUUUUCCACAACCUUUUAUUUGCAGUGUCCGUUUGUAAGACAGAGUGGGGCAGCUGAUAAAUGUGUUUUUAUGACAUGUCACUGUACAGUUUGUAUUUGUUUCAUUCUUGAACUACACUGAACAAAAAUAUAAAUGCAACAUGCAACAAUUUCAAAGAUUUUAAUGAAUUACAGUUCAUAUAAGGAAGUCAGUCAAUAGAAAUAAAUAAAUGAGGCCCUAAUCUAUGGAUUUCACAUGACUGGGCAGGAGUGCAGCCAUGGGUGGGCCUGGGAGGACAUAGGCCUACCAACUUGGAAUCAGGCCCACAGAUUGGGGAGCUAGGGCCCAGCCAAUCAGAAUGAGUUUUUCCCCACAAAAGGGCUUUAUUAAAGACAGAAAUACUCCUCAGCACCCCCUCCCCCACUCAGACGAUCCCGCAGGUGAAAAAGCCGGAUGUGGAGGUCCUGGGCUGGCGUGGUUACACGUGGUUGUGAGGCCAGUUGGACAUACUGCCAAAUUCUCUAAAACAAAGUUGGAGGCGACUUAUGGUAGAGAAAUGAACAUUCAAUUCUCUGGUUAAACACGUCCGCACACACAGAAUCCAUGGAAAGUGUGUAUGAGAGCCAACACAGCCCCUGUUUGUUUAUUUGAUAAGGGAGAUUUCAAGAGAUGUUGUCUCACCCUUACACACACCAAUGCUGUGUAGCACCACAUGAGCUGCCUUCCAUUGUUCAGUCACAGGGGGUCUGUUUCUGUUUGGAUUUCAAGCCCUUAACAUCUGGAAAAGUAAGUGUGUGUGUGUGUGUGUGUGUGUGUGUGUGUGUGUGUGUGUGUGUGUGUGUGUGUGUGUGUGUGUGUGUGUGUGUGUGUGUGUGUCAACUGCUUAAAAGCAACAACAAAGAAUCACCAGAACUUAAUUAAGUUGCUGAGUUAGAAGUUUAACUUCUGAGCAAUAUGUGGAGAAAUCAGUGAGCUGGUGGGCAUUUCCAUCGAAAAGGAUCCAUGAGCAUCAACAUGUGAAGUUCAUAAGAGCAUAUCAAAUUGGGUGUCCAAUGAAAGCUAGAGUCUAUAUUUUUGGGAAAUGAAGGCAUAGAUACAUUUUUUUCAACCAUUUUCCAUCUUAAAAAUUAGGCAUAAGUAAAGGCUUUGAAUUCUGGAUAAACAGAUGGAAAAGGGGUCUAAGAAAACAUCUACCAGAAAAGGUCUUAAAAGGUAUCAGAAAUACAUCAAACUACAAUAAUGUUGACAUAAAGACCCCUGCCAACUAAUAUCAACACAUAUAUUUAGUUUUGGAUAUUUUUUUUAACCUUCUGUAAGUUUAAGAAAUAUUGCCUUGUGCAUUGUAAUUCCUUUACCAAAAACCCCACAUAUCUUUAAGGAGGGAGGAUAAUAAAAGUUCACAGAAGUAAUAAGUAAUGGUAGACCUACCAACUAGUUAUAGUGAUUUUACUGAUACAAAUUUUGUUCAUGAUUUAUUAAGUGAUUAAAACUCGUAAUUCCGUUACCAAAUUGGUAAUAGAAUUACAAAACGAUCAGUAAGGAAUUACUGCAACUGAUUUGGCUACAAUGGGAAACCAUAAUAAUCACAAACCACAGUUGGGUCACCUGCUACUGUCCUCCCUUCCACUGACAUAAUGUUAUGUUUAUGCUCUGCUGUGCUUUACUGUACUGCAGUGUUAUGUCCAAACUUGUGAAACAUGAGGAGAAUAACAUUUAUAUCCAUAAUUAUGCAUUUCUGUGUAGUACAGAUCAGGGACCCAUGAUGUAAUUUGAUUACUGUAAUUCCGUUACCGGGUGUAAAUCCACUUCACUUACCGUAGUUCAAUAACCAAAAUAUCUAUUUUUUUAUAUUAAUUCGGAGCAGAUAUUUAAGAGUUUUAAGAAAACAUUUUCACAUAAAAAAACUGAGGGAGAUUUUAUUGUAAUUCCGUUACCAACGUUUGCAUAUGCACAGUUCUUCCACUAUAUUUGUUUUUGUAAAUGUUGCAGUGGAAAUUGUUAAAAGCAGUCCUUGUGCAUAGGGUUGUAUGGUUUGUUUAAAAAAAGUGGUUUUUGUUUGGCAUACAUUUUAAAGGGACAAAACUGAGUCAAAGCGCAGUGUCAGGGUGUACUUGCAAUCUACCUAUCAGUUUUUACUACUUGUUGCACUUAAGUUCCCUUUGGUGCACCACUUGGCUCCACUAAGUAUAUCUCUACAAUAUCUAACUGGGCAUCUUACUGAGAACUCCAUAUUGCUGCCAAUGCUUGAUUAAAUACUAAUUCCAAAAAACUGAACAUAGACACACAGCCGCGGGAAGUACGGGUGCUAAGGGUGCCACAGCAUCCCCUGAAGAAUCUGUUAAUAAAUCUGUUUUUUCACAAAAGUAAUGCACUGGGCCUUUACUAGUCCUGUAUUAGCAGACCGAUAUAGCCUUCUGUAGUGCAGGCAAAUUCUUUUUUUUGGUAGGUGUGUAAAAAAAUACAAAUAAAAUAAAGCAGACGCUGAAUAUCCCUUUGAGCAUGGUGAAGUUAUUAAUUAGGCUUUGGAUGGUGUAUCAAUACACCAGUCAUUACAAAGAUACAGGCGUCCUUUUAAAACAGUUACAGAGUUUAAUGGUUGUCAUAUGAGAAAACUGAGGAUGGAUCAACAACAUUGUAGUUACUCCACAAUACUAACCUAAAUGACAGUGAAAAGAAGAAAGCCUGUACAGAAUAAAAAUAUUCCAAAACAUGCAUCCUGUUUGCAAUAAGGCAGUAAGUAAUACUGCAAAAAAACGUUUUGUCCUGAAUACAAAGUGUUAUGUUUGGGGCAAAUCCAACACAACAGAUCACUGAGUACCACUCUUCAUAUUUUCAAGCAUGGUGGUGGCUGCAUCAUGUUAUGGAUAUGCUUGUCAUAGGCAGGACUAGGGAGUUUUUUAGGAUGAAAAUAUAGCUAUAAUCACAGGCAAAAUCCUGGAGGAAAACCUGCUUCAGUCUGCUUUCCAACAGACACUGGGAGACGAAUUCCCCUUUUCAGCAGAACAAUAACCUAAAACACAAGGCCAAAUCUACACUAGAGUUCCUUAGGAAGAAGACAUUGAAUGUUCCUCAGUGGCCUAGUUACAGUUUUGACUAAAAUAGGCUUGAAAAUCUAUGGCAAGACUUGAAAAUGGCUUUCUAGCAAUGACCAACAAUCAACUUGACAGAGCUUGAAGAAUUGUAAAAAGAAUAAUGGGCAAAUAUUGUACAAUCCAGGUGUGCAAAGCUCCUAGAGACUUACCCCAAAAGACUCACAGCUGUAAUCAUGUCCACAUCUUCUAUAAGUAACAUAAUUGAGUUGCACAAUACUUUUUUUUGAUAAUUUAGGAUGAUUUGAACAUGUGUGAAAAUGCUAAUAUAGGUACCACUGACUUGCUUUGGAUUUGUGCCACAAAUGCUAAAAAGUUUGCAUUUCUAGCAGUGGCCAACCAAACCAUAGCAUGGGUUGCUGUCCUACCUUGUCAAUAGAUUGCUUACAGGGGAAGGAAACGAAUGUAAUUUUGUAAUUUGGGUGAACUAUCUCUUUAACAUUGAGUGGGGUCUUCCAACUUUUUUCACCUAAUAGCAGGAACACCACCAUCUAGUAGUCAGAAUCUGGUAAUAUCAGGAUGUAGGAUGGGACAUAAACUUAACAACUUCAAUUACUAAUUUCUCUGAACAGGGGGAAAAAACAUCACCACAUUCACUGGGAAUACAUUACAUAGGAUGAAGAAACAAUAUUCCAAGCCACAGCUCCAUAUUACUUAUGAAACACAGAGAACUGGUCCCCUGUAGCUCAGUUGGUAGAGCAUGGCGCUUGCAACGCCGGGGUUGUGGUUUCGUUUCCCACGGGGGGCCAGUAUGAAAAUGUAUGCACUCACUAACUGUAAGUCGCUCUGGAUAAGAGCGUCUGCUAAAUGACUUAAAUGUAAAUGUAGAACUGAUACUAUAUACUUAUUGUUGGGGUGGGAUUGGCAUGGGGUGUGGGGGGUCCGUGGGUGGCUUUUGACCAUUCCUUUAGAUUCCUCAUGUCUAAUUCAUUGUUAGAAAAACAAUUUCAGAAUAAUCUGAGAUGGUGGGUGUCGAAAUCCUAUCUUGUGCUUUUUGAGGUGGAACGACCCUGUACUUUCUUUUAGGUUUUUGUGUGUUUUAACCAAUAGCAUGUCUCCUCCUUUAGGUCCAUUUUGCAGUGUAUUGGUGGAGAGGUUUGGUUGCCGGGCGACGGUGAUGCUGGGCGGGGUCCUGAGUGGGCUUGGAAUGGCGGCCAGCUCGUUCACCCACACCAUCGCUGAGCUCUACGUCACAGCUGGGGUUAUCACAGGUCACUGCGCUCCCACAUACACACAUGGAGUCACUCCACAUCAGUGGCGGUCGGUGACGUUUAAGAUGAGGGAGGACAAUAAAUUUUUUUAUGAGCAUGUCUUUAUUUCUAUUACAGCAUAUUGGAUGACUGUCAUUUACAGUGCAUUCGGAAGGUAUUCAGAGCCCUUCCCUUUUUCCACAUUUUGUUACGUUACAGCCUUAUUCUAAAAUUGAUUAAAUAAACCAUUUCCCUCAUCAAUCUACACACAAUACCCCAUACUGACAAAGUGAAAAUUUUAGCACAUUUAUAAAAAAUAAAAAACAGAAAUACCUUAUUUACAUAAGUCUUCAGACCCUUUGCUAUGAGACUCAAAAUUGACCUCCGGUGCAUCCUGAUUCCAUUGAUCAUCCUUGAGAUGUUUCUACAACUUGAUUGGAGUCCACCUGUGGUAAAUUCAAUUGAUUGGACAUGAUUUGGAAAGGCACACACCUGUCUAUAUAAGGUCCCACAGUUGACAGUGCAUGUCAGAGCAAAAACCAAGCCAUGAGGUCGAAGGAAUUGUCCGUAGAGCUCCGAGACAGGAUUGUGUCGAGGCACAGAUCUGGGGAAGGGUACCAAGAACACAACAUUUCUGCAGCAUUGAAGGUCCCCAAGAACACAGUGGCCUCCAUCAUUCUUAAAUGGAAGAAGUUUGGAACCACCAAGACUCAUCCUUCCUAGAGCUGGCGGCCUGGCCAAACUGAGCAAUCGGGGGAGAAGAGCCUUGGUCAGAGAUGUGACCAAGAACCCGAUGGUCACUCUGACAGAGCUCCAGAGUUCCUCUGUGGCGAUGGGAGAACCUUCCAGAAGGACAACCAUCUCUGCAGCACUCCACCAAUAAGGCCUUUAUGGUAGAGUGGCCAGACGGAAGCCUCUCCUCAGUAAAAGGCACAUGACAGCCCGCUUGGAGUUUGCCAAAAGACACCUAAAGGACUCUCAGACCAUGAGAAACAAGAUUCACUGGUCUGAUGAAACCAAGAUUGAACUCUUUGGCUAGAAUGCCAAGCAUCACGUCUGGAGGAAAUCUGGCACCAUCCCUAUGGUGAAGCAUGGUGGUGGCAGCAUCAUGCUGUGGGGAUGUUUUUCAGCGGCAGGGACUGAGAGACUAGUCAGGAUUGAGGGAAAGAUGAACAGAGCAAAGUACAGAGAGAUCCUUGAUGAAAACCUGCUCCAGAGCAAUCAGGACCUCAGACUGGGGCGAAGGUUUCAACAGGACAAUGACCCUAAGCACACAGCCAAGACAACGCAGGAGUAGCAUCGGGACAAGUCUCUGAAUGUCCUUGAGUGGCCCAGCCAGAGCCCGGACUUGAACCCGAUCGAACAUCUCUGGAGAGACCUGAAAAUAGCUGUGCAGCGAUGCUCCCCAUCCAACCUGACAGAGUUUGGGAGGAUCUGCAUGGGAGAAACUCCCCAAAUACAGGUUUGCCAAGCUUGUAGCGUCAAACCCAAGAAGUCUCAAGGAUGUAAUCGCUGCCAAAGGUGCUAAAAUACUCAGUAAAUGGUCUGAAUACUUAUGUAAAUGUGAUAUUUCCGUUUAGACAUUUUUGCAAAUCUAUUAAAAAUAACAAACACCUGUUGUUGCUAUAUCAUUAUGGGGUAUUGUGUGUAGAUUAAUGAGGGGAAAAAACUAUUAAAUCAAAUUUAGAAUAAGGCUGUAACAUAACAAAAUGUGAAAAAAGUCAAGGGGUCUGAAUACUUUCCGAAUGCAUUCCAUUCACCCUUCUCAACGUAACAUCGAUAGGUUUAGGCUACUACAUGAUACUUGAAUUUUCCCUAAAUCCAUCAUGAGGUUGCUACAACCUAGCCUAUGAAUGAAAGUUUACAGCGUAGGUGCACAGGUCGAGAGAAAAAGGAGAGUAAUCAAGGUGACAGACAGUGACACAUUCAAUACUGCCUUGCACACUCUUGCCUACCUCUAGCUGAUCUAGGGUGUAACCAUUAGUCAAAUUCAGGUAUGUUUAUCCCCGUUUCGUUCCAUUUGCUUCUGUUAAAUAAAAGUUUUUCAACAGAAUCGAGGAAUGAAUACACCCCUGAUCACACGCGAACUCAGUUCACUGUCAUAGCAGCCACAUACAAACAGAAUUAACAUUUUGCUCGUUGUAUAAUUCCUUAGCUGAUGUGUUGUGCACUGAAGUCCACAAGCGGUCUGUGACCAGGCGAAAAAACCUUUCUAAACCAAACCUUCAUAUCAUAAACACUAACCACUACACACAGCCUAAAUCAUUGUCACCAUAUUAGCUAACGACGUUCGUAACGUCAUAGUCAACAUAGCUACUAGAACUAACGUGUUAGUAAACCCGCUACAAUCAUGCAGUACAGCGUACAGUGAGCAAGAAGUUUAGUAGUUACACCGGCAGGCCCCGGUGGCAAUAAAUUAGCUUAUUAGCUGUAGCUUAUGCUUUCAGUACUAGAUUCGUUCUCUAAUCCUUUGAUUGGAUGGACAACAUGUCAGUUCAUGCUGCAAUAGCUCUGAUAGGUUGGAGGACGUUCUCCGGAAGUGUCAUAAUUACUGUUUAAGUCUAUGGAAGGGGGUGAGAACCAUGAGCCUCCUAGGUUUUAUAUUGAAGUCGAUGUACACAGACGGAAACGAUCUGUCCUCCGGCUACACCAUGGUGCUACCCUACAGAGUGCUGUUGACGUUACAGUAGACCUUCAUUGCAAAACAGUGUGUUUUAAUCAAUUAUUUGGUUAUGUGCAUAUAUUUAGUAUAGUUUUAUCUCAAAAUGAUAAAUUAUAUUUUUAUUUUGAUACAUUUCACUGAGGAGGAUGGUCCUCCCUGUCCUCUGAGGAGCCUCCACUGCUCCACACAGCAGUUAACCCCUAACCACAGAUCUAGAAUCAGAUUAACCCUACAUUCUAAUCCUUCCCUUGAUUAUUAGGAAAGGUGAAUAAAUCUGACCCUGUAUCAGUGGAUAGGGGCAACCUCCCAUGCAUUCAGCCAUGUGCCUUAUCCAUUGUCUUCUCGUUUGACAGGACUUGGAUUCUGCUUCAGCUUCCAGCCUGCAGUGACUAUCCUCGGGCACUAUUUUGUGCGGCGGCGGGCUUUCGCCAAUGCCUUGUCGUCCACGGGCACGGCCCUGGGCCUGUGCACCCUGCCCCUCCUGGGCAACUACCUCCACACUGAGCUGGGCUGGCGUGGGAGUUUCCUGGUGCUGGGGGCUGUCCUGCUCAACUGCUGCGUAUGCGGAGCUGUGAUGAGGCCCCUGGGGGGCCCCAGACAUCGUGGCCAGACCCUGAUAAACCACAGGCCUCUUCAGCUGGAGGAGAAGAAGCUAAAGGGGAGAAUGAGGGCCUUGUGGGCCGGUCUGAUGGCUGCCGUGCGGCAUCACAUGGCCUUUGACCUCUUACGAAACAACCUGCGCUACCGUGUGUACGCUGUGGGCAUCACCUGGAUGAUGCUAGGCUUCGUGGUGCCGCUGAUCUACCUGGUUCCCUACGCCACGGCCCACGACAUGGAGCAGAGCCAGGCCGCCCUCCUCCUCUCCAUCCUGGGUAUCGUUAACAUUGUGGUGCGGCCUCCCAUCGGUCUGCUCUUCAGCCUGCCCUGGUUCAAGGGGUGCCACACCUACGUGUUCUCUGCUGCUCUGCUGGUGAAUGGGCUGAGUAAUAGUAUCUGCUGCAUCGAUGCCAGCUUCCCCGUGCUGCUGGCGUACGUGGUGACCUACGGCCUGUCCAUGAGCGUGGUGGGCUCGCUGAUGUUCACCGUCCUCAUGGAUACGUUGGACAUGAGUCGCUUCCCCGCUGCCCUGGGCCUGCUCGCCAUCAUGGAGAGUGUCACGCUGCUGAUCGGGCCCCCGCUCGCAGGUACCGAACUCACUGAGGCAUGGAGAGUGUGUUUGUGUGUGGGUGUGUACUGUGUGUCUGCCUCCCCCCAAUGGAAACCAGGCGAGGAGAUGUCCUAUUCAAUGAUUUAAUUACAUGUUUCAUUUAAUGAAUCAAGUAAGUGCUGUAGCGUAACUUUGAGGAGUGCUAGACAUGCCAACGAAACCCUUAGCUACAAAUAACAACACACACAACAUUGUGGUCAAAGGCAAGCAGCAUAUCCUGUUGCUUGGAUCCCAUGGACAUCCAACCAAUCAUGUGUUUCCAAGGGAAACAGUGUGUUCACAUGUGCUUGUAUGUGUGUGUACAUCCAAAUGUACAUGCAUGUGUGCUCGUGCCCGUGUGUGCAUGUUGCGGGGGGUCUUAGAAUAACUAGCAGACAGACUUGAAUAAGAAUGUAAUGUUCAGCCCUGGGCUCCCUCUUUCCUGGGGGGGGGGGGGAGGCACUGAAAUAAACAGGGCGGCUCUCUUAUUUCAGUGCCAUUCCAGCUCAAAUGUCAGGUAUGCAGCCUAAGUUUUACUGCUUAUGUGGUUGGCUAAGUUUGCCUGUGCAAUGGUAAUACUGUAUGUUAUUGGUGUAGUUAUCUCGUUAUCUCAUCAUGAUCUGUCUUUCAUGUACUGUAAGGGCUCUACUAAUGCUGAGAUUGGCUCCUGUUAUUGUUGUUGAAGAUGUUUAUGUUGUUGUUGCAGGAAUCCUGGUGGACAGAACGGGGGAAUAUUUCUAUGUCUUCUUCGCCUGCAGUGCCACUGUUGCCUCAUCGGCUGUAUACCUCAUGGUGUCUUUCUACUGGCUGGACAGAAGGGACAGGAGGGCGCUAAAGGGGCAGCAGGUGCCACCUCAGGUCCCCCCACCAAAGCCUGCCAGUGGUAACAAUUUGGUCCCCCAGUGCCAGUACCGCAGUGUGCCCACAGAGGGGGACAAAGACAAGGCCUCAGACUCUGAGACGGGGGACAUCACCUGC
Molecule: messenger RNA, 11300 nt
Organism: Coregonus sp. 'balchen'
Lineage: Eukaryota; Metazoa; Chordata; Actinopteri; Salmoniformes; Salmonidae
Source: the annotation of a GenBank genome assembly